AUGUUGAGUGCCGCUGAAAAGGGCCUCCUUGCUCUUGGGCUCUCAUUCAUUCCUAAUCCAGUGCCUCUCACGGCCAAAAAGAUUAUGGAAUGCUUAGAUGACUUUCAACGCUCAGUCCGUCUUCGUCAUUCGUUUAAGGACAGCAACAGUCUUAUACCAGAGUUUCGGGUUCCCAACCCAAACUUUGAUCCUCCCCCUGCUUCCUGGCACAUGGAGUCACGAGUUCCAGUUUCCAUUGCUGAUUUGGGUGGAACGGAGAUUGACCUCAGAUUUUCAAGCACUGAAGAAGGGAAUAUCGCUAUAGUUGUUGCUCCAGUGAAGCGAUUUUCAGACACAAUUGCUGAUAAUGCGACGAUUGAAGAGAUCGGCGCGCCUGACAAGGUGAUCUAUGCAUUUGGGCCGGAAAUCACAGGCAAAAACGUUGAAGGGGCUGUCAAAGAUAUGGAGGUGAAGAAAUACGAAGGAAGAACUUACUAUCAAUACGAAGUUGAGCCGCACAUACUCAUCACUGCGACUGCUGCUGGGAACAGGCUUUACCUCAUGUCCGUCAAUGCAAAUGGACUGCAGUGGCGAAAACAUGCGCCGGUACUUCGAAGGAUUCAAGACUCGUUUCGAGUGGGCUGAGAACCAAUCGAAUGCUGAAUUUUAUGUAUCACAGAAUCAGAGGAUUUCUUCGAAAAUCUUCUGGAAUAAAUGGUUACGCUGAUCUACAAAAAUCUAGUCUUGCCUCUGACUGACCGACUGACCGACUGAUUGAUAUCCCGCUCUUUACAAGCGCUCCAAAGGUCCAUUUGGCACUGUCUGGAGUCACCACACGUCUCUCAAAUAUCGACCAUCGUUCUGAAGUUGCUUUACAAAAGCUUCCGGCUCCGAAACAU
Molecule: messenger RNA, 878 nt
Organism: Selaginella moellendorffii
Lineage: Eukaryota; Viridiplantae; Streptophyta; Lycopodiopsida; Selaginellales; Selaginellaceae
Product: psbP domain-containing protein 4, chloroplastic
Exons: 4
Coding region: 1-624 (207 amino acids)
Source: RefSeq, a predicted model, not a curated record